AUGUCUAAUGGAUCAGGUUCUACCCAACAAAUAAAAGAUCCUUGUGAAACAAAGAAAAGUAUCCAUGAAUCAGAUAUAAGACUUGCUGUUUACAAGUAUGAUCCUAACAUUGAAAAGCCACUUUGUGAUAAAUAUGGUAUUGCACGUGGAGGAGAAUGGUUUCGAAUAGAAAAGGGACGAGAAAUGGUCACGAAUGAAACUGAAAUGUUUACCUGUGGAACGGACACUGGGUUAUGGAUGAAAGGGGACGUUCCGAAAUUCGGUGAUGGAGAGGUAGCAAGAAAGGCAUGUGUUCCAGGAAAUGUGGAUGCUUGUGAGAAAACAUACAAUAUAAAAGUUAAAAAUUGCAAGAGCCAUUUUGUCUACUUUCUUGUUCCACCAACAAAUUGCCCAGAGGCAUAUUGCUUUGGUUAUGGUGUUCCAGGUACUAUAACAAAGGAAAAAACGGAAAAACCGAGGGUGGAACACGAUCUUCAGAAAAUUAUUGGACGUAGAGGUGCUUACCAGGAACUGAGAUUUAAAUGUUCAUUCACGCCAAAACGCAAUAGCGUGCUAUUGUACAAGAUCUUUUGGUACAUAAACAAUUCUACAAACCCAUUUAGUACAAGUAAAAUUGUGAGGAAAGAAGAUUUAAACCUCGCUUAUUUGACAGUGGAAAAUGGCUUGAAUACAAUUACUCUUGGCAUUCAGUUAGCUUGUCGUGUGAGGCUGUAUUUGAAUCCUAAUGGCGCACCAGGUCCAUUUUCUCCAAUGAGUGACUAUUUCUUCGCCGGUUUACAGGCUGAACAAACGUCUUAUUAUGUUAGUCACGAUAAUACGACUGACAUAAAAUUUCGACUGACAGUUCCUUUUGGAUGCCCAUUCAUAAAGACACAAGACUUAAAUCCAAGUAACUGUACAAUGGAAAUAAUCAUGGAUGUACCCCCAGUAUCGAAGUGUACUGGUCAAGCAAUAGCGGGUUUGUUAAAGUGCGGUAAAACCGUAUAUAGUUAUAACUGGAACUCUAGUCAAACACUCACCGUUAGACACCAUGGAAGUACAGAUUACAAUCUUAUUAAGGACUUUCAGAUUCAUCUCAAAGCUCAACAGCCAGGAGGAAGCGGAAAAUACUGGCAAAACACUCGAUUAACAGGACUUCAUGUAAAUAUUCAUGUUCUAGAUUCCCCAAACCAACAAUGGAAAGGCUCUGCAUGUUAUGCUGUCAGUGACCCACACAUGAAGGCAUUUGAUCGCUCAAUGACAUUUGAAAAUCAAAAUUCGGGAACCUUUACAUUGUAUCAGUAUAAGGACGACUAUGGAAAUACAAUGGAGAUUCAAAGUAAAGUAACGUCGUGUAAUGGUUCACCAGAUAUAUAUUGCACAUGCGGGAUUGCAAUUCGAUCGGCCGCCGACGUAUUUAUGAUUGACAGAUGUCCAGAUAGGAAACCUUGGUAUUUUGGAUUUCCAAGCUGUGUGGAGAAUACGUUGAAAGUUACAAAGAGAAAAGGAAACGAAUGGACGUAUUGGAUCCAUUUUGUAACUGGCACCUAUGUAGAGGCUAGACUACAACACCGGUUUAAUGCAUACACUAUCGAACUACACGUCUUUCCCUCCCGCAAAGAUGUAAAUAGAUCGGAAGGACUAUGCAGCCGGCUUGGAUCAAAUACACUUCGAGAAAAAGGCACUGGAAAAAAUCUAGAAGGAGAUCCAAAAGCAUUUGCCUUAUCAUGGAGUGUUGAAAAAGCCAACGAUCUGUUUCUCAUGAACUAUCAACAAAUUAGAAAUUUUGAUCCAAUGAAACAACAUAAGAAGCUUUGUAUAUGUGAUCCAAAUAUCACCAAAGUCAACGAGUUGAUAGAAGAGAGUUUGUGCACUAAUGUAGAUACUAUUAACUGUGAACCAUCUAUAAAAUCUGUUCAGCAAGAUAUUUGCUUUGAAAAGCACCAAAGACGACGAAGGUCCCCUUUCAGUCAUAUUCCUAUGAACAUUGUUCAUAUUAAUGAAAGAAAACAAAAGAGAUCUGUACCUAAAUUUACUCCGAUGACAAAGGAAGAAGCUUUUAAAUGGUGCACUGAUUACAUGAAUCAAUCCAUGGCAUUUAAAGCGUGUACUAAAGUACCAUCAGUAGAUCCAAACGAUGCCAUAAGAACUUGCGCUUUAGAUAUCAUGCUAACUAACACAACAGACUGGGCCUCUGCCUCAAGAGAAGGCUUAAAAUCGGCGUGUUUUAAAGAACUUCGACAAAAUCAAACUCUACAGACAGCUGAACGUGGUAAAUCUCAAAGCAUUGCAGAGCAGAUCAAAACAAUUAGUUGUCCUAAUGAAUGUAGUGGUAAUGGUGUUUGCAAUAAUGGUAAUUGCAUUUGCCGAAAUAAUUAUGGAGCUGGAGAUUGUUCGAUCAAUUUUAAUGACCCUCCUCACGUAUUUGGAGCAAAUUUGGACACAGGGGGGCUUUGUGAUAAGCCUGUUUGUAAAAUCGCAUCACUAGAGGGUGAUCCUUUUUUAGACAGACCUGAACUGACUUGCAGAAUGGAGGAGUUUGAGAUAAACUAUAAAGGGGAAAAUAAAUCUUUAGGAGUUCAUAUUGUUCCUGCUGUGCACAAUACUGUUGCGGACAUUCGAUGCCCAUUUCCUCAUCUAAGGCAAAAACGAUCAUCCCCAACAAAUAACGAAUUUGUUGUGGCUUAUAAGAUUGCAGUUAGCAAUGACGGGAAAUCAUUCAGUGAUAAUCAUCUCUUAUACAUUUUGGAUUCGACAUGCCAAGAUACUUUAAAUGUUUCAGGACAACUUCGAUUUACUUUACGAGCUGGGUACUGUUUUAUACGAGGCAGGUGCGUUCGUGAUAGUGUUUUCAGUGGAAGGGAUAAUUGCAAAAUAUGUGAUGCCAAUGUGGAUCAAUUUGGAUGGACAACUUUGAAAUCUAAACCUGGAUGUACCAUUACAUCAGAUCAGCCGCAAAAAACGUCUUACAGUUGGAUUGCUGGUGUUGUGAUUGGAUGCAUAGCUCUACUUACUACCAUAAUCAUUGCAUUAGCUUGCUGGAUGAAGAAAUAUCGAUAUGUGAAAGAUAGUUUUCCUGAAUUGAAACCUCCAAAGUAUCAGGAAUCCCAGAAAAUGUCAUAUAAACAUUAAUGAUGUUGCUAAAAGAUUAGCG
Molecule: messenger RNA, 3133 nt
Organism: Saccostrea cuccullata (small rock oyster)
Lineage: Eukaryota; Metazoa; Mollusca; Bivalvia; Ostreida; Ostreidae
Product: von Willebrand factor D and EGF domain-containing protein-like
Exons: 19
Coding region: 1-3111 (1036 amino acids)
Source: RefSeq, a predicted model, not a curated record